ACAACUCCCAACUGAGCUCCGGCCGCGCGCCUACCAGCCAAUCAGCGUACAGCCAGCUACGCCGAGAGACUAGGUCUAUGCAGAGGACGCAGGGGUACGAUGGCCGACCUAGUCUCUACCUUCAACCUCUGGUUCAGGAUCAGAGCGUUUCACACCUUACGUUUGAGCCGCUGUGAUUGGUCCUCUCGUUACGCUCACCCCAAAUCCUGAUCCUCGUAAAUUGUAUAAAUACGGCCCAUACAAAGAGAAUUGACAACUGGCCACUUACAGUACGCUACAGCAGCAAAGGCAAAUAUACGGCUGGUGACCGUCAGUGGUUAAGCAAUAUGGGUCGUUACAGCAGUAGUGACAGUGAGAGUUCAAGUUCUGAAGGACAUUCACCACCACAGCAUAGCAGGAAAAACUCUACUGCUAAGAGUCACAAUAGUGGAUCCAGAAAGAAAAGAAGUCCAGUAAACCGAGCAAGGCAUAGAUCCAUGUCACAAUCUGAAGACAGUAGCAGUCGCUCAAGAUCUCCAGAUAGAAAUACCUCAAGAAAAUUGGAUAUUAGAAGAAAAAGAUCAAGGUCUAGAGACAGGAAUCGUCGGUCAAAAUCUCGCAGCAGAAAACAUAGGUCAAAAUCUCGCAGCAGAAACCAUAGGUCAAAAUCUCGCAGCAAAAACCACAGGUCAAAAUCAAAUGACAGAAAUCAUAGAUCAAAAUCUCAUGACAGAUAUCGCAGGUCGAAAUCUGGCGACGGGAAUCACAGGUCAGAAUCACGUGAUAGACAUUUUAGAUCCGAGUCACGUGGGAAAGUGCAUAAUGCAAACACAAAAUUGAGGAAUAAAGAGAGUAGUUCUAGGUCAAGAUCUAGGUCACGCUCUCGGUCUAGAUCACAUUCAAAGACCAGGCAAAGAAUAAGAGACAUAUAUAAUCAAAAGGAAAGUGCGGCUGACAGAGAGAGACGUGAUAAAAAACGUGCGAGGACUCCCAGCAAGCCAGAACAAAGUGAUAAGAUCCAUGGUAAAAACCGUCACAACAGAGACCGCUCAAGAUCGCGUGAGAAAGAACAAGUAAGAAGAGACCAGAGAUCACACAAAGAUCAAUUUCAUUCUAGAAAUGGUCCAGGAAGGAGAUGGUCAGAAUCCCCAGAUGGGCGUCAAGGUGGUAGUGGAUUCCAGAGAAAUCGAGAACAUUCCCCACCCACACCAGAUGGUAGAUGGGGACACAGUAAGUUCCUUGAACAACAGAGAGAGGAAACAUUUUCAAGAAAUAGAGACAGAGGAAGUUAUAGAUUUGCAGGUGGACAAAGAGGCGGCAGUAGCUACAGAAAUGGAGGAGGUUACAGAGAACGAGGUGGUGGUGGAUUUGGUCGCUAUGAUGAUGAUGAUAAGGGAGACCAGAGUGAAGAUUACUUUGGUUACCGUCGUGUUCAGCGACAACAGAUAACUGAAGAGGGUGUGCCUGAGCUGUGGAUCCCCUCGCCACUUCAUCCACAGCAAGAUUCAGAUGCACUAAACACAGAUGAAGAGAGGAAGCAGAAGAUGGCCAGCAAGGACAAAGAGGGUGACUCUCAUAGCUCAGAAGAUGAAAAGAAAAGGAAGAAAAGAAAGAAGAAAGAAAAGAAAAAGAGGCGUAAGAGGGAAAAAAAAAGGAAGGAGAAAAAGAAAACCUCUAAAAAGAAUGUGUCAGACUCAUCCUCUGAAAGUGACUCAGACUCUGACAUAGAUGAGGACGAUCUUCAGUGGAUUGAAAGAAGAAAGGACAGUGAUGGAGAGAUGGUGGAAGAAGUUGUAGGUCCCCUCCCCAAGCCCCAAGUCACUCUUUCAAAGAAGGACUAUGGCAAGGCUCUGCUACCCGGUGAGGGUGCAGCUAUGGCAGCUUAUGUAGCUGAAGGUAAACGAAUUCCCCGGCGUGGUGAGAUUGGACUAACAUCUGAUGAAAUAGAAAGGUUUGAGGAUGUCGGAUAUGUUAUGAGUGGAAGCCGUCACCGGCGCAUGGAGGCUGUACGUCUGCGUAAGGAGAACCAGAUUUAUUCUGCAGAUGAAAAGCGAGCUUUGGCUAUGUUCAGCAAGGAGGAAAGACAGAAGAGAGAAAACAAGAUUCUCACCCAAUUCAGAGACAUUGUUCGUAGCAAACUGAAUAAGAAGUAGAUAAGUUUAUAUUCCAAUGUCAUGAAAAAAGUUCAUAAUAAGGGACUUUCUAUAAACUUUUUCUUUUGCUCAUCCAGUUGGGAUAGUACGUAUAAAAGGUACAGAGUAUUUACCUGAACCCAGUUUUUAUGAACCAGAAAUUCUCAUGUAAAGAUAUAUUUUCUUUUAAUUAAUGCAAUGUCUGAAAUAAAAGGAAAUGGUAAAGA
Molecule: messenger RNA, 2338 nt
Organism: Homarus americanus (American lobster)
Lineage: Eukaryota; Metazoa; Arthropoda; Malacostraca; Decapoda; Nephropidae
Product: NKAP family protein CG6066-like
Exons: 6
Coding region: 327-2132 (601 amino acids)
Biological process (GO): regulation of gene expression
Cellular component (GO): nucleus
Molecular function (GO): chromatin binding
Source: RefSeq, a predicted model, not a curated record